AUGGCAUGGCAAUGGUAACAUCCUCUUGCCCUUUCCCUCAUCACUUAGUUAGUCAAGAGAAACUCCUGAUGCUGGGAGUGUGUUCUCCUAAGCUGGCUGCUGGCACAUGGCUAAUGCACCCUUCAUCUCUGUCCAGAGUAAAUCCCUGCUGUUUGCAAUACUUCAGGAACCUCCAACAUAUGCAAACAUCUUCCUCCUUUUUUUUUUUUUCUGGUGGCUGUUUACUGUGGAUUGCAGCAAACAGAAUAAAUGCUGUCUUGGACACAAACUGUAAAUUGCUGCUGAUGGCAGUUCUUGGGGAUUCUGAAGGGUUGCAGAGAACCAUCCAUUUUCCUGGUAGCUUCUGAGGCAAUUCUCUUAGUUGCCGGUGUCUUCUAAAACUAAUGGAUCUGACAAAAAAACAGAAGUAAUUCAGAAAGUCCAGGAAAGUCCAUCUUUCUGAGUUUGUAUCACUUGGCAGAUGUAGGAUAGAAACUGGCAGUGCCUGACUGAACUGUUGAAGUGUAGGGUCUCAUGUUUGAGGUUUCCAGGAUAUUUUGAGCAUUUAUAGUCUGUAACCCUUCUUGCAUGUGAGUUUGUGAGGUCUUUGGUUUUUGACACAAUAUAAAUUCAUUGUUUGCCUUAGCCCAUGUGAAAAGGCUGAAGCAAGGCUUUCUCCUUUGCCUUCCUUUCUGCCCCCUUUCCUCUCCAAACAUAGUGACAGAGAUCAUGGGGAGCCAGACUGUCCUGUAAAUCUUCCUGUAUCUCCUUAUAAUGGAGGCAUCUCUGAUUUGAUUUUCAUAUAAUAAUAUAGCUUGGAAGGGAGCUCUGGUCAUGUGUUCCAGUAACCUGCCCAAAGCAGGACCAGCUGUGACUAGUAGAUCUAUUUAGUACGGAGCUCCUGUUUCAACUUUACAGGACCUUUUAAACAUAAGCAUUUAAAAAACAGGCAGGGUUACUGUGACUGCCCAUGUGUUCAGGGUGAGUAAAAGCCACCAGCCUAUGAACAUCAUUUUGUUGAACAUCAUAAACUGAUUUCUGCUACCUUGCAGCAAGUGGAGCAAAUAUUCUUGUCUAUUACAGAGUCAAAUUUAUGCAGAGUGAAGGAAUCCUAAAUUACUGUGAGGCUGUGAUCCUCAGAAAGCCCUGGGAAAAAUUAUGUGCUUGUUUCUUAGAGGCCAAGAAAAGUGGAGUUGAUUGAUAUAUUUGUGGUGUUAUCAUUAAGUGCCUACUGUUCAGUGUGUCUUGCGCUUUCAGAUUAACCUGGGCUGAGGUGUGAAUUCACAACCUCACAGCUGGGGCUGCUCGGGAGCUUGCUGAAACCCUCAUGGCAUCACCAGAGAGGUACUUGUAGAUAUCAGUGACUGCCUCUAGGGACAUAUGGCAUGCUAGAGGAGAAAAGGAUCCCUCUGACAGUAACACUGUCUGCAUUUUUAUUAGGAGGAAGUUGAUGUGCCUCUUAGGAACCUAAGGUUAAUUGAAUUUGUGAUUAAAACUGGCCAGAGCUCAUUACUCGAUGUGUGGCAAGUUUGCUAUUGGAACAUGUAAGUAAGAUUGUUUUGACCCAAGUUGUGCCAGAGCAUAUGAGUGGAAACACUAAAAUCUGAAUAUCCAGGCCUACCAUAAGCUGUGCUAAGUGCACUUGGUGAGAUAUCCUGUGUGGGGAGAGCAGACGGGGCUCUAAUUCCCCAUUGAGGCAGCUUUGCUGGUGACAGCAGCUGUGAGUUUGGCAGAGAAGAGGGGCACCAGGUUUUGUGACCCCCUGUCUCCAAAGAGUGCUGUUCUGUUCUGCAAGCUCACCCCUACCCAGAGCACUUUGCAGAAUACUGUUACACUUUUUCACCAGAGCAGCUUGUCAGUGGAGGUUUGUUGCCACCUCAUGGAGGCACUGAUGAUACUGUGCAGUCAUGCUUACCUGAUGAGGGCAUACACCAAGCCCAGUCUUGCUGAAUGCCAUUAAAGUCAAACUGUAAAUAUCCCCUUAUUCAAUGUUUCCUGUAGCCUUUUCCCUUUUUCUUGUGUUCAGCUGGGAGAACUCUUUUUUCCUUUUAAGUUUGGCAAGAUUUCUGUUGGGGUUUUCUGAGAUUCAGGAUUACAAGUGCUUUGCUGGCUCUCCAUCAUUUCAUUACCAUCUCUAAACGCUCUUUCUUUCUCUCUAUAAACGAAACUUCACCAAGAGAGUAUCUCAUGCAUUCAUUUAUGUUUGUUCCUGUGAAAUGCCUCUGUGGAUUUGAGCAGCUUUUCCCAGUGGUUUUCCAGCUUUAACCAAACUGACACUUGCCCCGAUGGCAGGCUGCAGUGUCAGUGAGAUGGAUUAAACAACAAUUACGGGAAUUAACGACACUAGGAAGGAACUAGAAUGCCAUGGGUCAGCACCUUUCUGUAGGUUCAGUCAGUCUGUUUUCUGUUUCCUUAUUGAAUAGAUCUACUGCCUUCUUUUUUUUCCCCAAUAACAAAACAUAGUUAGCAUUAAUGUUUUGUUUAUUUUGUAGUUUUCUUUGACUGUGGCUGGAGAAAUUAACACAAAUCUCCUUUGGACAAAACUGCUUGUUCUCAGGAUAGCUGCCUCUUUUUCUCAAUGGGCUGAGGCUACAAGUUGUUCAUCUGAAGCAUCAGAAACUGGAUGCAGGCUCAUGUUGGUGGCAGUGACAGAAAGCCUAGCCAGGAAAAUCAAGUGGGUGGCCUCAUUCCUUUUGAGAACAAUGGGAAAUGGCAGCCAUUUCUGGGUGAAACAAGAGCUUGCUGUGAAGCAGAUAAAUGCUAGAUGUAGAGUACCCCGGUGCUGAAAAAAGAGGUUUCUCCUUAGGGAAAGCAAGUUGCAGAAAUUGCCCACCAGUCUAGUCAAAAGUCCUAUGUACUGUAAAAAAAAUCCAAAUUUGAUACAGCCUUUUCAUGAUAUCCUGCAAGUUGUAACAGAGAAGAUGGUGUAAAAAUUUCUAUUGCAUGUUGUGCCAGAUAGAACAAUAAGGUAUGUUUCAGGCCUCUAAAUUUUCUCUAAGUUUCAAGCAGUGUCACAUUAGAAGCUAAUUCACCGCUCUGAUUGCAAGUUCUCAUGGUUUUUUUCUGUGCACAAAAUGUGGCAAGUGAUGUGAGGCUGAACUGAAAAUCUUAUGCAUAAGUCAGGGCAUCAGAUGAUGUGUAAAAUUUGUUUUUACCUUUAAAGCUGAGAAGGCUCCUUCACACUAGUGUUGCUUGGUAUUUUUUUUCCUAAGCUUGAAAAUUGCCUUCUAGAAACAAAACAGCUGCCUUUUCCUGGUGAGAGGUUGUUGUGGGUUGGGGUAGCUGGAUCCCACCAAACUCCUCUGCCCCAGUACUGCACUGGCCAAGUGGUUGGAUGCAGGAGGUUGCUUUGCACUGAUUUCCUUUUACCCAAUUAUGCUUUGCGGGAUGUUCAACCCAAGGAACAUGGCUGAGCGAAAGAGGAAGCCCAAGUUUUCCAAGGAAGAACUGGACAUUCUGGUCACUGAGGUGACUCGAAAUGAAGCCAUGCUGUUUGGGAGGGAGACAAUGCGUCUGUCCCAUGCUGACAGGGACAAGAUCUGGGAAGGCAUAGCCAGGCAGAUCACAUCAGUCAGCCAGGUCCCCAGGUCUGUAAAAGACAUUAAACACAGAUGGGACGACAUGAAGAGAAGGACCAAGGACAAACUGGCACUCAUGCAGAGGUCCCUCUCCAGCCCCAGCAGUGCGGGGCAGCCCUCAGCCAUCGUCCUGACCGCCCAUGAGAGAGCCAUCCAGUCGGCGCUGCAUUCCUCCCACCAGAGGCACGGCCGCAGGAGAGUGGAUGUGGACGAGGUUGACAGCGUGACAACGAGCUCUGAUGAAGAUGAAGGGAUGCCAGGCACUUCUCAGGAACACCACUUCUCUUCGCUGCCGAGGGCUGGUGCAGGUGUCAAUCCAUUCUCCAGGCCCUCCUUCCUUCGCUCCUCUUCCUCAUCAGAGCCCUCGGAAGCUGCCAGCCAAAGGCAGGACCUGCGCUGUCCAUCCCCACACGUCACCUCGGCCUGCAGACCCCCGCACCCCCGCACAAGGAGCCCGCCCCUCGCCAGCUUCGACCGCCAGCUUCUCCAUUCCCAUGCACAGCAAACAGACCUGUUCAGGCAGUUCUGCCAGGAGCUGGUGGCCAUUCACAGGGACAUGGCACAUAGCAUGCAUGCCGUCAGCCAGAGCAUGGCUGACCUCACCAGCCAGGUCCGCCAGAUGUGUCAGACACUGACAGAAAUACGUGAUGGGGUCCGUGCUUUCCAGAGGAUACGGGAUCCUAGUGCCAUGCCAGGGUCCUGUCUGCAAGCAGCUUGCUCUAAACAGUCCGCCAGGCCCAGUGCAGAGUCUAACCAAAACUCUCUAAAACUCACUCCUGCACGGGCCACCAGGUCACGAAAAAGAAAACAUCAUUUUUAGUCUGUUUCACAUAAAGUAAAGAAGGAUGCCCCUUCCUGAGCUGCUGCAUGUUCACAUGGCUUCCCAUGUGUAUCAGUAUUCUGUGGAGAGGGUCAACAGCUGACCCAACCCAUCCAUCCCCCCUGUUGGCUAACAGAGCAGUAUGAAUAUGGCAGCUAAUUGUAGGACUGGCCCUCUGCAAUGGCAAAGAGGAAUCUCAGAUACUAUAGAGCUUGGAAUGUAGGACAUCUUUGGGUUCAUAGAGAUUAAGAGUUUUCACUGUCUUUCCCAUACUUUAAAUGCUGUAUAAACUAAGAGAUGCAAUAGAAGUAAUUAUCUGGAUAUCUUCCCAUGCCUGUGAAAUAUUUUUUACUGAAACAGCAUGCUACAGAGAUCCCUUUGUAAUCAACUCACAAAUUUAUCCUAAUACUGCAUUUCUAUUAUCUUCCUCAAUAUUAGUAUAUGCAGUAUGUGCAGAAAUACAGAAUUAUGGCGAUAAAAACUCUUAUUGAUCAUUGCUUUUAUCUUUCAUUCAGCAAUAGUGGGCUGUCUGGGGCUUACUGUGACUAAUACACAGCUUUGGAAAGAGGAAUGUAAAAGCAGAGCUUGUGCAGGGAAGGGAAGAAGGCAUGAUUCUGAGGACAGAUCUGAGCACCAUGGGGUUUUAGACUGCUGAAAAGGGUUGCAAAGGUGUAGGCCUUUGCAAGGAUCCUGCAGUGCCACAUGCACUUGUGUUAAGGAGUUCAACCUUUGUUUGCUCCAGUCUGAAACCCCUACCUUUCACAAUUGCAGUUAAAAUACAAUUAUUUCAUCAUAUGACAACAUUUAAAUAUAAUUGUAUCAUAUUAUUUUCUUGAAUGUUGUCAAAUCUUUAGUUUUGAAUGACCUCACCUCUUCAAAAUGUGGGAGACUGAACAGAAACCAGAAAAGACGUAGGGCCUGCUACUUACAUCAAACCAGUUUGGUUUUGUUUUACUGUAAUUCUGUCAGCUUCAGUACAGUUACUUUGCACUUAGUUUUAUUUAGGGUGGGAUCUGGACUGUGUUUUCCAGUCAUGAAGAGUUUACAGUCUAAAUUCACAGCUAUAUAGGUUAAAAUCUUAAACAUCUUGAUUUUAUCCUGCUUUUUUUCCCAUAUGCAUGCAAGAAAGAACUAUGUUAUUUGAAUUGCUCUAGAGCUGUGUGAGGUUCCCAUGUAAAACUCUGAUUCUGAAACUAGGCUUUAAUAGUGUCACUUCAGGUGGCGAUCAUGUAUGUGGUAGCUGUUUUAUAAUAUGUCUGUUUUCUCCUUAAUUUUCACCUCUGCAUCUAGCAUGCUGCCCCCAUGUCUGGAAAAACCCAGACCAUUAUCCUGAUAAGUUUCAGCAGGGAAAAGGGUCAAGGUGUUAAACACAAAGCACACCAUGCUCUCUAGGCUCUUCUACUGUAUUUGGAGGUUGGUUGCAGGACACUAUUCCAGUUAAAAUGAGUGUGCAUCAUCAUGCCAUGGGUGGGCUACAGACUUGGCAAAAAAGUUACAGAAACUUCUGUGGAAUUCAAGAUAGGCAGCGCGGUGUAGCAGAAGGAUGGCUCGUUUUGUGUGGUCUUCAAGGGCCAUCUUUAGCCUGUCUGGCCUCCUUUCAAAGUAUAGUGCACUAGCUUCUUUCCUGAAACGUCCAUUGUAUAUCUGCUGUGUCAGGCAUUCAUUACAUGCUUUUCCUUUUUUGUUUUUUGGGGUUUUUUUAAGAUAUUCCGUAAUUCUAAUUCAAGUAAUUUAUUUUUAGUGGUGCAAUAAAAGAUUGCUCAAGGAAGUAGUGGUCUGGCAAGGAAAAAAGCCUCAUUCCUGAGGAAUGACCCAACUGGUUUCAUGCAGAUAACAUUCCCUUUAGUGCUGGUGCCAGACCAGGGCAGAACUUGCUCACCUUCCACUGAGGAUGUCCUUUUACUUCUUUUGAAACAUUCAUAUUUUGCAAAAGUCACAGCCUCUCUUCAGAUGAAGGGCAGGUUGGGAAAUCUGACAGAAGUGGACCUAACUUAUGAAUCAGUGAGAGCUGAAAGGGUGAUAUGUUUUAAAGGCUUUCUGAGUCAAUAUAGUGCUGCUGCUAUAUAUUAAUAUUAGUAUUUUAUAUUUUUAUAAUAUUUGGUCCCUACUGAUGCUCUCCCAUGGGUAUAGCAGUAAGAUUAGCUCCUUUGAUGUUGUCCAGGGGGAUCCCUUGUGGGAACCCUCAGGUCUGCAAAGGAGGAGCCUUCUGCAGGUGCUGGGCACUGGAGGGAGUUAACAUUAUUACUGCCAUCAGUUUGACCACACAGAUGUAUUUACAGAGAGCAUCCUGGUGCAGGAUGCACAGCCCUUAAUGCAAAUCCCCAAAGGCUGGGUACUGGUCAGGAGAAAGGACUUUUUACUAUAAACUGCCUGAUGUCUCCCCUAGUUUCCUCUGUGGACUAUUACAGAUUGGCC
Messenger RNA from Zonotrichia albicollis (white-throated sparrow), 6792 nucleotides. The record is from RefSeq and is a predicted model, not a curated record. NCBI's taxonomy places the organism in Eukaryota, Metazoa, Chordata, Aves, Passeriformes, Passerellidae.